AUGGGACCUGGAAAGGAGAAAGAAAUCAAUUCUUGUGUACGUGAAAUUGUGGGUGCUUGUGCGAUUCAAUCAGAGACAAGAGACAGAAUCAGAGGGAGAAAGAAAAAGAGAAAGCAAAACUUCUACCUUUGCAACGUGGAUAUCCAAUUCCUCCCACUUAUAUUACAUAUUCAGGUUUCUAGUUGUAUAUAUUUGUUGUACACUACAGCUAGACAUUUCUUCGACAUAGCUGCAAUGGAGCAACUUUUUCACUUUAGUCACAGCCAUAUGCUCAGCCUUGUCCAUCUGCAACCUAACCAAGAUAAUAAAAACUUUGAUGAAGAAGAAGAAGAAGAAGAAGAAGAAGAAGAAGAAGAAGAAGAAGAAGAAGAAGAAGAGAAAGAUGAAUAUGAAGAUGAUGAGGAUAAGGAUGAUUUUGUGGCUGAAGAUAAGCAUGUUGGAGAAUGCAAAAUGUGUAAGGAAGGGAUUUACUCAUUUCAUAUAAGUUACUACGAGUGUAAGGAUUGUGAUGACUACUCGUUGCACAAAUUUUGUGCAGAAAUGCCAAAAACCCUACAAAACCACCCAUCACAUCCCCAUCCCGACCAUAAUCUUAUCUUGUCUGAGGAAUUAUGUUGGACAUAUGAUCCAAAAUUAAUAGAAUGGACAUGCAGUGUGUGUAAUCUUAUGCGAACAAAGUUAUUCAAUUACAUAUGUGACAUUUGCGAAAUCAACAUGGACAUAAUAUGUGCUACUAUGUCUCAACAAAAGAUGGACCACCCAAGCCACCCUCACCAACUGCAACGUAUGGCCAAGGAGUCGGUGUCACGUUGCAGUGCUUGUGGCGAAAAACAUCAAGGGACCUUCUACCACUGCACAACUUGUUCUUGGUACUCCAUCCACUUAGAUUGUGCUUUGUUGCCAGCAAAGUUACUUAUCCAACAACCUACUGAUGCCACUUUCACUCAUUCUCAUCCACUUACCCUUGCCUAUUCCUUUCCUCAAGUUGAUUAUGCAUCUAAGUACAAUCCUGGAUGUAGAGUUUGUAAUGAGCGCUUCAAUAGUUACUUAUGGCUUUACAAAUGCGAUAAAUGUCAGUACUAUGCCCAUAUUAAUUGUGCAACUUCAAAGACAGAGCCAUUUAUGUCAAUCUUCUUACAUCCAGGUGGUGGCAAGACUUAUAAAAAUUUCAAAGACGAUGAUUAUCCUAAUCUUCUCCACUGUCCGUUUCCGGAUGAAAGUUACAACCUUCUCAGACACUAUUUUAUAACAAAUAAGAAAGAGUUUAUUACUAUGAUUAAAGAAGAAGAGCAUGGCGGUGAAAUGCUCAACCAUUUUAGUCAUCAACACCCACUGAUUCUUUUAGACUCACACACGCAACAAACAUCACUCAUUGUUCUUCACAACCCCAUGAAGAAAAUUCAAGUAUUAUGUGACGGAUGUUUGAAACCAAUAAUGGAAAUGCCAUUUUAUAAGUGUUCUCAAAUAAGUUGUGGUUUUUUUCUUCAUGAGUGGUGUGCCAGGCUACCUUCCAAAAUACAAGACCACCCUGGCCAUCCAGAGCAUGCACUUGUUCUCAUGUCAAACAACCCUAAUUGGUUAAUGGGUUUAUAUAUCUGUUACAAUUGUCGUUUAUAUGGCAAUAGUUUCGCAUAUGGAUGUGUAGCAUGUGGCUAUUAUGUGGAUAUCAAUUGUGCAUUCCUACCUAAAGAAAUCACACAUGAAGCUCACCCAGGCCAUCUCCUCUCAAGAAUCAAUGCUUCUCCAGCUGAUGUAUCAAAAAAAUCAUGCAAUUCAUGUAAUUGUUACCUGGAAGAUUGCAAUGUCGCUUUCCAUUGCCCCUCCUGUGAUUUCUACUUGGAUACGGAGUGUGCUUUGUUGUUGCCUGGAAUGAUGAGGCACAAGUUCGAUAAGCAUCCAUUGAGCCUGAGAUAUAAUCCAGUUGAGAACCACCCAAGCGACUACUUCUGUGAAAUUUGUGAGGAAAAAUUUGACCCUGAAAAGUGGUUCUAUCAUUGUGGUUGUUGUGCCCAGUCUAUGCAUCUUGCUUGUGCGCCCUUAAUCCUUGAGUGUGAGCAACAUGUAUAUGCCAAGUAUCAUAGAGGUGUCUUUGAGUUUGUGAAUGUCAAGUUUGGAGGGACGGUUGAGAUCCAAGGACUUCACCCACAUCGGCUAUCCUUUCUUCAAGGGAUUCAGUCCCAUGGUCUGUGCAAUUUGUGCCACCAAGAAUUGCAGUACGAUAUGAUCUUUAAGUGCUUGGAGUGCGAUGAGUAUGCACUUCAUUAUCUUUGUGCUGAUUUAUUUGGCAAUUGAUCAAGUUAUGUGCUUAAUUGAUUCUUGGCGUAACUAAACACUUGUACAUUUGUUAUUUGUAUCUUUAAAUCAUUUAUUUAAUUACUUUUCAUUUAUGUCUUUAAUUUUAUGAGUUGGGGU
Lactuca virosa is the source of this 2412-nucleotide messenger RNA. The record is from the annotation of a GenBank genome assembly. Lineage: Eukaryota; Viridiplantae; Streptophyta; Magnoliopsida; Asterales; Asteraceae.